GAACUAAAGAUAUACUUUCUCUAACCAACGAAUUCCUCUGUUUCUCCUGCUUUACUCUUCGGCGGCGGCGGCCUUUUCUCUCUCUUCUCUUCACCGAUAUAGAUACAUGAAACCUAUUAUGGCAUGGAAGAAUUCGAGCUUCAGUUUUUAUUGACUGGAAGCAAGAAAAGAAAUCGGAAACUUGUUUCUGAUGUAUUAUUGAGACAAGAAAGAAAAAGAAUAAGGAAACAGAGGCAACUCCAGCACCAGAGAGAAGCAUUAACUUCCCAGCUACAGCGAAAAUCAAAAAGGAAAGAAAGCCUUUUGAAAAAGUUAAUCAAGUGGGGAUAUGCGCAAAAAAUAGGGAAAUUUUACGAUGAUCGAACCCAAAGACGGAUAAAUAACAAUGGCAAGAUAACAGAUUGGGAAAGGAAGUUGAAUUGGGAAAGAAAGUUGGAAGGCAUGAAGAAAAUGGCGACGAUGGUGACGAAAGCUUCUCAAUGUCUCGACGAUGUGCCGAUAGUCACUAAGUUCACGGGAAUGAAAGGUUCUCAACAAAUUCUCUGCUAUAUCGACCAAAUCAAAAUGCAAUGGCCAAUGCAAUCUGAUCUCCUAGUGAUUAAGCAAGAGAUCCAAGAAAUUGACCGCAAGCACAAGGAUGCUGUAUUAGCAGAAGACGAGGCGAAGUGGCGACUGCUUCUAGUUGGAGAGAAGAUUGAAGAACUUGAUCGACAACUAUCAGAGUUUUAUUUUGCACAUCGAUGGUCGGAAAAAGUUACUUCAACCGAUGAUCGUGUAAGUAUGCUAACUCGUGAAAAAGAAGUACUAUCUAAACUCCGUGAUUUGGAAAAUCAACUUUACGACAAGGACAACAACAAAGUGGAAUACAAAGAUUUCCUAGGCUUGGAGCAGGCCUUAAAGAAAACUGCUUGGGGGAAAACUCCAAACUACCUCCAACCUAUUGCGAUCCGAAUCGAAAAAGCUCGAGGAAAAGCUACUGAUGUUUUUCAUAUCCCCGCUCAAGUUCCGGUCUGCGCUGCGAUCAAAGAGAUGGAAGAGUUUCCGGUUGAGGAUUUGGACUGGGAUACGUUGAAAAAGUGGGGCGCUACGCUUAAUUACGCUAAGAAAUAUGGUUUUCAAGUGGGAUUUGCUGAUAAACUGUUGAAGAAGAAUUUGCUUGCCUAUUUGGUUAUUCAAAAUCUGCCCAAUUCGACCGCAAAAAAUUAGUUUCCCAAAAACAAAUGUUUGUGUUGCUGUUCUAGCUUGCUGCGUCUCCCCAUGAGAGUGGCUUUAAUGUGUUUGUCCUUUGACUUUUCUAUAUUUACUUUUCUUCAUGUGUGAUGUUUAUGGUAUUUGAAACUAAUGCUAUGUUCAAUAAAUUAAGAAAUUAAGUAUUGAAAAAAUAAGUAAGAAAAA
This is a messenger RNA of Gossypium arboreum, 1395 nucleotides long. RefSeq lists its product as uncharacterized. The record is from RefSeq and is a predicted model, not a curated record. The transcript is spliced from 4 exons. Bases 124 to 1206 code for a protein of 360 amino acids. NCBI's taxonomy places the organism in Eukaryota, Viridiplantae, Streptophyta, Magnoliopsida, Malvales, Malvaceae.